UAGUUGGAAGGAUAGGACAGCAGUUCCAGAUGGAAGAUGGAAAUUGUAUUCUACCUUUCAGAAGUGAUCCUUGCAGCUUCUGCUACCAAUAAAGUAAUCUUAAUAAUGACACCUUAGGUUCCACACUGCACUGGGGAAAGCUGAGUGUAGCUAGCAGGCCCUUUGCUAUGCUUUUUCACCUGUCCUGGAGCAGAAAUCAGCAACAAGCUGGUGACGAAGCCUGUCAUAAACAAUCGUCAACAGGGAAUAGAGAGGGAGAGAAGCAAAGCAGAAAGAAAUAAGAGGCUGAGCGCAGCAGUGUUCACUAGUGGGUGAGAUGAUUAACGAUUAACCCCCCUUGCCUCCUGCCUCCACCCAUUUGGGUAGUAUAGGCCUUGAAGUGCAGCAGAUUCUUUCAGAGAAAUAUCUGAAAUAAAGGCCAACAGAUAGGGGACGCCGGCAAAAUCAGUUGGAGAGUUGAGAGGGCCAAUAACCUCUGGCUGUGGAAUCACUGCAAUCUGGCCCGUGUUUGCAGAUGAUAAUGCGCCUUUCCAAAGCCCUGAUAGACAUGGAGAUGGCAGAUUACAGUGCAGCUUUAGAUCCUGCAUAUACGACAUUGGAGUUUGAGAACAUGCAAGUCUUGGCAAUGGGCAGUGACACUUCCCCAUCUGAUGUUACAAAUCUUAAUGCUUCUAACAACAUUGGAGCCAGUGUGUUAUGUGCCAUUUGUGGAGAUCGUGCUACAGGGAAGCAUUAUGGAGCAUCCAGUUGUGAUGGCUGCAAAGGGUUCUUCAGAAGAAGUGUCAGGAAGAACCAUAUGUAUUCUUGCAGGUUUAAUAGACAGUGUGUUGUAGACAAGGACAAAAGGAAUCAGUGUCGAUAUUGUAGGCUAAAAAAAUGUUUCCGAGCAGGAAUGAAGAAAGAAGCUGUACAAAAUGAGCGUGAUCGAAUCAGCACUCGGCGGUCUAGCUAUGAAGACAGUAGCUUACCUUCCAUUAAUGUUUUAUUGCAAGCAGAAGUCCUUUCACAACAGAUAUCAUCACCAAUGUCAGGUAUUAGUGGAGAUAUCAGAGGGAAAAAGAUUGCAAAUAUUGCAGAUGUGUGUGAGUCCAUGAAGCAGCAGUUAUUAGUGCUUGUGGAAUGGGCCAAAUAUAUCCCAGCCUUCUGUGAGCUUCCCCUGGAUGAUCAAGUGGCUUUGCUACGGGCCCACGCAGGGGAACAUCUCUUAUUGGGGGCAGCCAAACGCUCAAUGGUGUUCAAAGACAUCCUUCUGCUAGGAAAUGACCACAUAAUCCCUCGAAACUGCCCAGAAUUGCUGGAAAUCAGCCGUGUAGCUGUGCGAAUUCUUGAUGAGCUGGUGUUAACAUUUCAAGAGCUGCAGAUUGAUGAUAAUGAAUAUGCUUGUCUGAAAGCCAUUAUUUUCUUUGAUCCAGAUGCAAAAGGCCUAAGUGACCCUAUCAAGAUCAAACGAAUGCGAUAUCAAGUCCAGGUCAGCCUGGAGGACUACAUCAAUGACCGGCAAUAUGACUCACGAGGACGCUUUGGGGAGCUGUUACUUCUCCUGCCCACCCUCCAGAGCAUUACAUGGCAGAUGAUUGAGCAAAUCCAAUUUGUUAAACUGUUUGGCAUGGCCAAAAUUGACAACCUGCUGCAAGAGAUGCUGCUUGGAGGGUCAUCAAGUGAUACACCUCAUGCUCACCAUCAUCCUCUGCAUCCCCACCUUAUCCAGGAGAAUUUGGGAACAAAUGUCAUUGUGGCCAACACAAUGCCUCCUCAAAUCCAUAAUGGACAGUUGUCCACUCCUGAAACUCCCCAACCUUCCCCCCCAGCUGGGUCUGGAGCUGAACAAUACAAACUACUUCCGGGGGCCAUCGCAACUGUAGCCAAGCAACCCAGUUCAAUCCCUCAGCCCACCAUCACAAAGCAAGAGGUCAUCUAGCAUCCAGCUGAAUGAGGAAUCAAUGAUUCAUACACCACAAUGUGAAGAAAUAAACCUCCCUCGUUCUCAUCUCAAUCACUCUGGAGGUAGAAUAUUCAUGGAGAUUUCCCAGGGCAAAAAUGUGCUAUUUUUUUUUAAUUCGGAAAUUACAUGGAAAAAAAUAAGAAAUGAUCUUCACAUGCAGCUGUGACUGAAUGCUGUAGAACUUACAGACUAGCCUCAAUGGAUGCUUCACCUUUUGCAAAGAGAACCAGAUGUCAAACUUUAGAUCUGUUGGUGACUGUUCCAAAAAUUGCACUGACUUACCUGUUUUGCCACUGCUUACUUCCCUCCCCUUUCUCUACAAAUCUGCCCUUUUUUUUUUUUUUAAAGAAGGCAGCUGACAGGAAUGAUAGAAAGAAACUACACCCCAUUAUUGGAUCAUCUCCAAACAGUCCUUUCUGUGACAUUAUGGGUUACACAUUUAUAGGAAGAAGACAAAGAUGCUGAGACUGAACUCGUUGAAGUUGAAGCAUACAUACCGUUUGUACUGCCUGCUCAAAUGUCUUGGGAAACUCUACAAGUAAAGUAUAGACUCAUAUGCUUCCACUAGCUCUAACAGUCUGAAGGAUGAAAGUCUGCUCAUUCCAAGCACAAUUGUUGUAUAUGCUACUGAUAUUUUGUCCAUCUGGUAGAUUAAUAGCUUCUAUGGGGAAGCCUUCUCAUGCUGAACAAAGGUAUGGCCUUGCUGGAUCUAGUUAGGAUUCUUUCCAUCUAACAAUGCACUGUACCUCUUAGCUUCUUUGUUGAUUUCAGGAUUUAUCACUCAAGACCACUGCCUCUGCUUAUGGAGAUUUUGUGACUAACAGACAUUACAAAUCAUUCCUUCAUGUCUUUGUCUAAUGUUUUUUGAGAGCACAAGGUUUGUGCCAUUUGCUCUGUGAAAAAACUGGAUCCAAAUGGAAUUUAUGAUGGAAAUCACUAGGGGGAUUGGCAAGGAUUGGUGAGAAACCUUCAGGGAACGUCCUAUCAAAUGAGCAAAGGGCAUUUUGUUCCUUCCUAUUUACAAUGAGGGGAGAAUAAUGAACCUGCACCUGAUCUCAACACUGCCAAACAAGGUGGACAGUAGAUGGACCGACUGCACUUCUUCACCAGAAUUUGCAGUUUACAAAAAUGGAUUGUUGGAUUGUUUUGACAUUCACUCAAAGCUUUCUUAUAGCUGACAGUUUCCAUAGGGGGCAGACAGAAAUAGACCUGGAAUGAUUUCUUCUUUAGUUAUCAUCACAAACAGGAUAUGACAUUUAGGAGUUAAAGAAGCUGAAAAAGAACUAAAGCCACUCAGAUCUUAAGAGCCCCAUGAAUUGCUUCAGUUUAUCUCAGGAGAUCAAUAAUCAAAUUAUUCUUUAGCCAUUUCAGUUUCUUAGAAAAUUGUAGGUUUAAUUCACAUGACAAUUCUAAAGAAGCCAUAAGGUGAUUCUACCACCCUCCUCAGUGUUUACCAGAUAAAAGUGGACUGGGGAUGAAUUCAUACUUGCAGAGUAUCACUGUAUAUCUUAACUACUAUUCUACCCCAAGAUCCACCAAUUGAAGCUUAAUUCCAAACAUAUACACUUAGAUUAAAAAAUUCAGAGCCCUCAAGCUGUUUUCAGACUGCUUCAGUUUUUUGGGAUUUUUUUUGCACAAAACUACUCCAAUUCAUUUUAUCAACUUGAUUUCCUCCAAAUUUAUUGAGAUUGCCACUCCCAGAAUUUCUAAUCAGUUUUCUGGAAGUUGCCAUCCAACAUGUCUGGAGGGCAUCAAGUUGGGGAAGGCACUCCAAAGUUUUAUCAUUUUAGUAAUGUAACAGGAGGGGGUUGUGUGAAAGAUGUUUUUUUUUUAGUGCCUUCAAGACAGUUUUAUUCCUGGCAACUCCUUGGACAAAUUCCUGCAGUUUUCUUUGCAAGAUUUUUGGGAAGUGGUUUGCCAUCACAUCCUUCCUAGGGCUGAGAGAGAGUGAUUGGCCCAAGGUCACUGAGGUGGGACUGUAAACACAAUCUCCUGGUUUCUAGCCUGAUGCCUUAAUCACAUCAAACUGGCUUUGGAAAUUACUAUUGUUCAAUGUUUGAAAUUACAAAAUACUGCAUAUUCCCUUAUGCAGAACAGUACACUGGGAUUAAGCAGAUCCUGACCACACCUCAUUGGUGUCCUGUCAUCCCAGGUUAGUUGAGAAGUCAUUUCAUGCUCUACUGAUAUGCAAUACUGUGUUGCUUUGUAAGGCAUCAAACUAAUCGUGUAUUGAAUCAGCUUUCCCUUCCAACUAGUGUCAGCUACCUUGUGUUUGGGCAGUUUUUCCCAGCCCUGAUGUCCUUAAAUCAUCUAGGCCCAAAUCCUUCUGCACGUGCUCAGGUAUAUGGUGUUGCCAAAGGUAAACAUCUUCUUGGAGCUGGUGAUUUCAUGAACAUAUCCAUCUACAGUAGUUUUCUAUUUUUUCUGCUCCCCCAAUGUAGCCUACAGCUUUAAUAUUGCUUGAUGUGCUCCAUUCAAACAUCAAUCAAGCCCACUCUGCUUAGCUUUUCAAGAUCAGCUGAGGUCAACUAAGGGCUCCUAUGGAUAGAUCUCCUCCUUUAGUUCAACUGUAUUAUGGAAAUUUGCUUACAAUUUUGAAGAAUUAUAUAACUCCUCAGAAUUGUUGGGAAGACAUUGGUAAAGGACAUACAGUAGUAGUAACUAUAGUUCUUGCUUUUAAAAAGUAGAAGGACAGUUUGGAGAAACACUUAUUUAUGAACACAAAUACAUUUUGUAGAGUCAUCUCUUUGUCAGCAUUAAAAGGACAGCCAAAGUAAUCCCUGCUAAAAAGGGCUCAAGUCAGAUUCUUACUGGAAAUAAGCCAAUUUACUGCUAAUCUACCAUCAUUUAUAGGCUGCUGCUUAAGUUCUUUUAUGACAGAUACAAAAACGAACCCCCUGCCAGCACAUAGUCAGUGUCUAAGUAUUGUAAUGUUUGCCAAACACGAACCUGUUAUGCUAUGUAAUUUAUUAUAAUGAUGGGCUGAAUAAUUUUUCUUUAAAUUAUUGUGUAAAUAAUAUUGAUUCCAUGAAAUCUUAACAUUUUAUAUGAACAAUGUAAAUUACAAGACUGCUUCUCCAACUGCAACAAUGUUUUAUGUAUCAAGGUUGGAGGAAGUUAUUUUUGAUGCAGAUUUACUACAUGCCAUCUUCUAGGAUAGUAUAUUAAUUUUCAUCGACUACUGCCUUCCAAUGGAAACAGCUGGAUUUCUUUAUUCAUGUUUUAAAAAAAUAAAUACAAAAAUCUUUUCUAACCAUUCACAAA
Molecule: messenger RNA, 5206 nt
Organism: Crotalus tigris (Tiger rattlesnake)
Lineage: Eukaryota; Metazoa; Chordata; Lepidosauria; Squamata; Viperidae
Gene: HNF4A
Product: hepatocyte nuclear factor 4 alpha
Exons: 10
Coding region: 515-1918 (467 amino acids)
Biological process (GO): positive regulation of transcription by RNA polymerase II; cell differentiation; anatomical structure development
Cellular component (GO): nucleus
Molecular function (GO): nuclear steroid receptor activity; zinc ion binding; RNA polymerase II cis-regulatory region sequence-specific DNA binding
Source: RefSeq, a predicted model, not a curated record